AUGAUAGGGAACUUAGAUGGAAGUGGAAACAUAGAGGUGUCUACAAGGUUGAACCAUGAAGUUGUGAGUAUGGAAAGUAAUAAUGAACACAAACAUGGACUAUCUGUUAUUAUAAGAAAAGGAGGAUCGGGAGGAGGAGGAGGAGGAGGAAGGGGAGGCGGCGGAGGAGGAAAGGGAAGCGGAGGAGGAAGCGGUAGAGGAAGGGCGGUCGGUGGAGGAGCAGCUGCUGGAGUUCUCGGAGCUGGAGUUAUAGGUGGUUCAAGCGUGUAUCACGGGACUCAUCACUCCAACAAUUCUGCUACAUUAUUAUCUGCUGGGCCUCAAGUUUGUGUCUCAAUAUUUAUUUUAUGUUUGAGUUUUUGGGUUUAA
Lathyrus sativus (Indian pea) is the source of this 369-nucleotide messenger RNA. The record is from the annotation of a GenBank genome assembly. Lineage: Eukaryota; Viridiplantae; Streptophyta; Magnoliopsida; Fabales; Fabaceae.